This is a messenger RNA of Prinia subflava (tawny-flanked prinia), 4409 nucleotides long. RefSeq names its product melanophilin (gene MLPH). The record is from RefSeq and is a predicted model, not a curated record. Gene Ontology annotation, molecular function: actin binding; small GTPase binding; myosin binding. The transcript is spliced from 16 exons. Gene Ontology annotation, biological process: intracellular protein transport. NCBI's taxonomy places the organism in Eukaryota, Metazoa, Chordata, Aves, Passeriformes, Cisticolidae. The coding region runs from base 520 to 2484 and encodes 654 amino acids. Gene Ontology annotation, cellular component: cortical actin cytoskeleton.
GCCUCUGCUGGGGGUGGGGGGAAAAGCCAGAUGCGCUGAAGUUUUCCUCACAAACUGCUGGUGGGGGCAAAAUUUGAGUAAUGAGCUCAGACACAGAAGAGCGGGCUGGGGAGCAGAGCAUCCCGGCGGGGCAGGAGCCACCGCGCUGGAGCCGGUCCUCCCGGGCGUGCAGGCACGGCUCCUCCCGGGGAUGCUCAGCUCCCUCCCAAAGCCCGUGGCCUUGCCUUCCCCGGGGAGGCGUUUGAAGGCUCCCUUUCAUUCGCACAGCCCGCAUCAAGCAGGCAGCGAGUAAACAUCUCCCGUAGCCCCAGCCGGGCGGGCGAGGUCUGGAGCGGCUGCAGCUGCGGGCAGGACCCCGGGGGAAGGCAGGGCCGCCCUCCCGGGCGGCGAGGAGUCCCCGCAGCCGAUAGGCACCGUGCCAGCCCUGCUCGGCUCCGCGGGCAGGCUCGCCCGGCAGAGCGGCUGCGGUGCUGCCAGGAGCCGGCUGGCCUGCCCGCAGCUCUGCCCCUGCCCGCUUAUAUGGGCAGCCGCGGAGGUGGGGCUGAGCUCUUCCCCCGUGGUCAGCCAGCGUCCCAGGGUGCGAGACAGCUCGGGGGAGCGAGUAACGGGAUCGGCUUCAGCUCUCGCCGCGACGAGAUGGGCAGGAAGCUGGACCUCUCCAAGCUCACCGAUGAAGAGGCCAAGCAUGUUUGGGAAGUCGUUCAGCGGGACUUUGAUCUGCGGAAAAAAGAGGAGGAACGGCUGGAGGAGCUGAAAUGCAAGAUCGACCAGGAGAGCAGCAAGAGAGAGUUCCUGACGAGUCAGUCCCACCUCAAUGAAACUCACUGCGUGCACUGCCUGCAGCCCUUCAAGUUCCUGCUGAACAGCAAACGGCAGUGCCUGGACUGCCACUUCUACACCUGCAAGAACUGCAGCCGCUACAACAAGAAGGAGCAGGGCUGGGUCUGCGACCCCUGCCGCCUCUCCAGGAUCGUGAAGAUCGGCUCCCUGGAGUGGUACUACGAACACGUGCGGUCCCGCUUCAAGAGGUUUGGAAGUGCCAAAGUGCUGCAGUCCCUCUAUGGCAGGCUGCAGCCAGGCCAGGGGCUCAACUCUGCCUUUCUGGGUCUUCAUGACAGAGUUUAUAGCCUGCCAGACAUUAACAGAGAGUGCCAGCUGGGCUGUGACGCCGGGGAUGACAGCGAUGAGGAAGACAAUGUCCUUCGUGGAGCUGAGGCAGAGCGCUUCAGCAGAAUGUGCAAGACAAAGCGGCUGCUGUCUGUGCAUCCCUUUGAUUUCGAACUGGACUCGGAUUACUCUGCUCAGUCUCGCCGCCAGUCUGUGCAGCUCUCUCCGGCAGCCAGCAGCCCGGAUGCUUUCCAGUCCUUCCCAGAUUUCCCCAACUCAGCUGAAGAUGGCUCCCAGGAGUCCAGGAUCACGGAUGCAGACCUGGUGUUCCACCACGUGCUGCAGGAGCCGGGGGUGAGCGCUCCGGAGCAGCACUUCAGCACAGAGGUUCGGCUCACCGUCAACGCACGCAGGAGGAGCCUGGAAAGAAACCCAAAGCCUGGCAUCCCCUGGAACGAGCCGCCCCGCGCCCGGUACUCGGCGGACAUGGACACCUCGGACGAGGACGCGAAGGGAGCCCAGCUCCCGGCCUUCCCACCCCACCACGUGAAACGCCGGAACAGAGCCUCCUCCCAGGAGAACGACAGCCACUCCUCAAACCAGAUCCAUGAGCUCAACACUCGCAUGUCCGCAAUCGAACGCGUGCUGAACCGCUUGGAGGAAAAAAUCCUGACGCGCUCUGACGAGUCUCCAGCCCCAGGGUCCCACACUGACGCCGAUGCCGAGGAGGAGGAGUUGAAGAGGAAGCUGGAGGAGUUAGCCAGCAACAUCAGCGACAAAGAGGUCUCUUCUGACGAGGAGGAGCGUGAAGAAGAGAAGAGAGUGAAGAAAGCAGAGAUGAGUUCCUCCAGUGAUGACGUGGCCAGGGAUGUUCGAAAGGUGUACCUGACUGCUGGAAAGACCUACCAGCUUGAGAAGACCCUGAAGGAGCUUGAGGAGGGGGCUCAGCACAGCGGCACUACCGACUCGGAGCUGUCGGAGCUGGAGGACAAAGUGGCCUCGGCGGCCGCCCAGGUGCAGCAGGCAGAGAGCGAGAUAUCGGAUAUUGAAUCUCGGAUUGCAGCUCUGUCUGCUGCGGGGCUGACAGUGAAGUCUGUGGAAAAGGCAAAGAAGAAGUCGAGUGUGCAGGCUGCCUGUCUCCAUUCUCCUGGUCCUGCCAGCAGCAGUCCUGGGGAGUCUUUGGAUGACAUCAAAGCAAUGCCCGGGCUGCAGAGGUUCAGGAGGAAGUUCAACAGUCCCCUGGAAAUCACCAGUUUUGAUGACUCCUUUGACCGCAACUCCGUGUACCGCGGCUCGCUGACGCAGAGGAACCCCAACGGGAAGAACCGGAGGGUGGAGCGGCUCUUCGCGAAGCCUGUGAUGACCCACCUGUCCUGAGGAGAGGGGACCUUCCUGCUACCGCAUCUCGCUGAAGAUACAAGACCUCAGCAAAGCCAAGCCUCUCACAGCCUUCCCUGCAAUACUUUCUCCUCCUUCUCCUGAGCCCCUCUCUCCCUGAAACCCUGGACAGAAAGGAAGCCAGAGGCCGUGGGCAGGAGGCCUCGCUGGGAGUUGAUGGAAGAGGAGCAAAGCACUGGGAUGCAGACGUGGCCAGGGGCUCUCAUGAGAGGAUGCUGGAAUGAGACCUUGGACUGGGGCAGCUCUUUGGUACUGGCUCAGCCAAGGGCACCAGAGAGGUGCAGAGCAGGAGCGACCUCCUGGGAGGGAGCUGGAUGUCAGUGUCACAUUCAGCACAGGGACACAGCCCUCGCUUGGCAAAAGCUCUCAGUGCCUGCCCCUGCUCUCUCCCAGGCUGCUGGUGAGCAGGGACAGGAGCUGACAGUGAGUGUGGAAUGCCCUUGGGAUGCCCCAUGUGGGAGAGGGACCCAGGCAUCCCAGUGCUGGGAUUCACAUCCCAAUGGUGAUCCAAAUCCCCUGCCAUGUCCCAUGGAGCUUUGCUUCCCUUCUCUGAGCAGCAAAGCAGGAUGAGAGCAGUGCUGGUCCCUUCCCAGCGAGCACUUGCUCUUUGCCCCAAGCUGUGCAAACACCUGCUGAGGCUUCUGAAGCAGCUGUGACCAUCUGGGGAUGGGAGGGAGGCGAGGCCUGAGGGAAGCAGUGGCAAGAAAAGUAGGAGGAAAGGCUGGAGGGCUUGUUUGGGAUUGGUUUGCUUUUCCAGCUCUUGAAGAUAUCUCCACUCCAUGCAAGAUACAGAACUCCAGCAAGCAGAGUGUAGGUGCUCCACAGAGGGGCCAGCCCCUGCCAAGAUGCCCUUGGUGGACAAGCAUAUCCCCUAUCCCUGAUGAUGGCAUUGUAGAGCCUCUUAGGACUGUCCCAACCUUUGGAGGGGCUGUGAUGACCUUUGGGGGCCACAGCAGCCCUGGGCCCCUGGUGUCACCCUGCCCCAGCUCCCCCAAGUUGUUUGUUUUCUUCCAAUACUCAACUCUCCACAUCCACAAAGCCCAAUGGAUCACUAGUGGCCCCAAAUCCAUGACCAGAGAUGGGCAGAGGGUUGCUUUCUCUUGCAGGUCACUUUGGGAGAGGUUUUUUGCUCAGUCCCUGUCCUGUACAGCCCCCACUUUCCUCCCUCCUUCCCUCCCCAGUGGGCAAAGUGGGGAGGAUCACUUGCAGCUGGAGCAGGGAUGUCAGACCAAUGCUGACACUUUCCCCUCCAUGGCCACCCAGGCUGGAUCAUUUUAGGUAAUUCCUGUGCAUCUGAGCUAAAACCACUUUAAUUAUGAGCAGUAGGGUGAAUUCUCAUGCAAGUAACACAUUUGUUUGGCUUUGGUAGUACUAGAGGCUGCUAGCUGCCUAGGAAUUGGUCCUGUGGUCAUCCCAGAGAGUAUUCUAAGUCCAUUGUCUGGGCUUCCCAGCUGGAAACAAAACCAGUUUCUUAAUUUAAAAUUAAAUCCUUCUGGCCUGAAGCUCAAAAGGGUGAGUGCAAACCUCUGCUGUCGCAGAAACUCCCAGACACUGCGGCUUCCCUGGAUCCAGCUCGUGGCUGUGCUGGGAUGGCAGCUCCAGGCUGGAAGAAGGGAGCUCCACCAAGAUCACCCAAAGGGUUUGCACCCACCCUUCUGGCAUGAGGGUUCAGCCUUCCCCCCAGCCCCAUCUCUUGCUUGUCUGGUUCCAGCCAUGACUCAAGUCCUUCCAUGCCUGACCCUGUGAAGGAAUCCUCACAGGGAACCUCAGCAGUGCAGACCAAGGCAUCGUUCAGUAGCCACCCACGUUGCCCUUUGCUGGUUUUCUGACCCAUUUACCUGUGUAGAGAUUAUAAUAAAAGUACACUAAAUCAUGCAAUAAAGCCAAUUUUGUGUCCGCAACCA